GCAGUGAAUCACCCAUCACCACUCCUCCCCGCUUCUGCCCCGACAGCGUCAUGCCUGUCGACAACUCUAGACGAACGACCCGCAAGCACUCUACUUACGACGACGAUAUUGACGCCAGACGCGCCCGGGGAGAGAUAUCCUGUGCUGAAUGUAGAAGAUUGAAGCUCAAAUGCGACAAAAAACUGCCAUGUAGCUCGUGCAUUCGCCGAGGCUGUCCAUCCAUCUGCCCUAAUGGAAGCCUAUCCACGGGCCAGGGGACCAGAUUCGUGCUUGCGGAUACAACCCAACUACAUAACAAAAUAUCAGAAAUGGGCCAACGUAUACGGCAACUGGAAGAUGCCCUGGCCAUAUUCCAAGCCGGCGUAUCCAACGAGUGUCAUGCACUAUUACGGGAAGAUCUUUUGGCGAUUAAGUUCGGCCCGGAGAAUGGUAAAGCACCUGAGAAGCGCUCCUCCGACCUAUCCGUCGAUGCUAUCGAUGCUCUGGGUACUCUCACAAUAGGCGACCAUGGCGAAGCUAAGUACUUCGGUCGCUCAGCUGGCUCGGAGACGUUGUUUUUGGCUGGUGCUGAUAUGGAGAUGACUUCCGUUGAAGACGACUAUCCGCCCAUUCCUUUGGAGGUUGCUCGACUUUCAAACUCUUUCCCGUUUACUGCUGACGGUGGUGUCAAUUGGGACAAGGCUCUGGAUACUCUCAUCGAUCAUUUGCCGGAAAGACCACGAGCUUGGGCCCUGUGUGAAACGUACCUCGAGCAUGCUUCUUGGUCUUUUCGACCGUUACAACGUGACGAAAUAGUUGACGACAUACUAACACCAGCAUACAAGUGUGCAAAGGAACGUAAGAAUGGCGCCGUGUCAGCUGCUCAAACAAUAUCAUCACAUAAACUCGCUGUUCUUUUCAUACUUUUCGCUAUUGGAUCCCUGGUUGACUUGACAUUGGAGCCGUAUAAUUACGAAUCCGAACACUACUAUCAUCUGAGCCGCGCUGCCCUGUCUUUACGCUCACUCUUCGAUUCUCCAGAGAUUGCCACAGUACAGGCUGUUGUCCUCAUAGCAUCUUUUCAUGGUAUGGGAGGCAAGCGAUACACAAUGGACAGCACGUGGAACAUCAUGUCUCUGGGCGCAAAACUGGCUCAAAGUUUAGGAUUACAUCGGGACAGUGCCCGAUGGAAAAUGGACGCUAAGACAGUGCAACGUCGCAGGUCUCUAUUCUAUGAAAUAUUUUGCGCAGAUUUAUUCCAUAGCAUUGCCCUCGGCCGGCCUCCCUCCAUUCGUUUAUCGUAUGUUGACUGUGAAUACCCGACAGAUGACGAGGCAUCCUUGGAUGAAAAUGGCCAAGUCAAAGUUGGAUAUUAUCAGUGGAAAUAUGAAUUCUGCAAGGAGAUAUUCUCGGAUAUUCUCGAGCUGACCCUUACCGCGGAGGCGCCAAGCUACCAAACUAUUCUUGAUUUAGAUCGCAAAGUACGAGAGAAGGUCUUACCACCACAUCUCAACGUUUUCAUGAAUCCAGAGGAUGAAAACUGUUCUCCUUCUGCAUUCAUGCACGGUUGUUUGUUGGGGCAAUACCGCACUGUCACUCUUUUGUACAUUCACCGCAGCUUUUUCGCUCAGGCGAUGCUUGAUCACCCCAUCAACCCUCUUCGGAGUCCCUAUGCACCUUCGUUCCUAGCUGCGUAUCGAUGUGCCUCUGGUGUAAUCAAGUCUAGUCUGAACUAUUACGAUCGUUUCCCGGAAUUGUGUUGUAGGUGGUGGGGUGUCUGGACUCAUCUGUUUUCAGCAGCGAUAAUAGUUGGCUCUAUAGUAACACGUUCUCCUUCCUCUAGCAUGGCAGCCAACGCCUUCAUUGAAUUGGGUCUUGCCUGUGAUCUAUUCGAGAAGGGUUCCCACCAUUCGCGUCGGGCGAGAAGCGGUAUUGGUAUCUUAUACUCACUCAAAAACAAGGCAUUCCAGAUAUACUCUCAGUUCCGUUCUGGAAAUCCCCCGCCACCUAGUGCUCCAGUAGGCUCAGAUUACGGAGACGACGAGUUAGCUUUGUUUGGCGGGCAAACGCGAAUACUCUUUAGCAAAAUUAUGUCUUCGAGGGGAGUGAACAGGAAGACGCCUUCAUCUUCAUCUUCACCUUCCAUCAGCUCUCCAAAUCCUCCAUCUGUCAAUCCUACAAAAGCAAUGUCUGCUUCUCGCGAAGCUCAUCAAAACGACAGUCAGGCGCCAAGUCCAUCUAAUAGCGUGCCAGAUGUGCAUCCAUCUUUAGUCGAGUAUCUAUCCCUUCUACCUCCUUCACAGCAUCCACGUCUGUCUCCGCCGCGGGAACCCCUCGCUUCACAAACUUCUGUAGAACAAGCAAAGACUCAAGUAACCUCUUCUAUGGCUUUUCCCUCUGGAUUCACACAGUCGCUUACUACCUCGGAUAAACAGUCUGGACAGUCCUCACCGUCGUCCAUAUAUCCGGUGUACAGUGUCCCGCCUCAGAUGAACGAAUCGACACCGUCGUCAUUUUAUCAUGAACUCGAUUCCUCUUUUUUGGCAUCCGACCUGUAUUCUUUGAAUAGUGCAAGGGACGCUAUGAUCGACGACGCUACCGUGAAGCUGGUGGAUCUUGGGAUGAUGAUGUCAGGAGAUUCAGGAAUAGAUGAGCAGUGGAAGUCUUUUAUGCGGGAUUCAGGACUGUUGGAGCAAGACCCAAGCGGGAGCCUCUAGUAGUACUCCGUCGAAUAUAUAUUAUUAUAGCAUUACAUUACUGGUAUCUAAUCGAAACAGCCUGUACAGUGACCAUUACCG
Messenger RNA from Desarmillaria tabescens, 2777 nucleotides. RefSeq names its product fungal-specific transcription factor domain-containing protein. Gene Ontology annotation, molecular function: zinc ion binding; DNA-binding transcription factor activity, RNA polymerase II-specific; DNA binding. Bases 51 to 2696 code for a protein of 881 amino acids. NCBI's taxonomy places the organism in Eukaryota, Fungi, Basidiomycota, Agaricomycetes, Agaricales, Physalacriaceae. The record is from RefSeq and is a predicted model, not a curated record. Gene Ontology annotation, biological process: DNA-templated transcription; regulation of DNA-templated transcription. The transcript has 17 exons.